UGUGAGCGCCAUCCACCCCGCACCUGCAAACACAUACUCGCCAUACUCCUCCACCUCGCACACCUUCCCUUCCAUCUGCACACGCAACCCCUGGUCUGGCCGGAUGAGUUACCACCCGGUGGACACGAUAGGGAGUCCAUUCAGGAGAAGUAUGGAUAGUAGGACCACCUACGGCCGCUCCACUGGCACCCCCUCCAGCGGGUUCCGUUCUCAGUCCUGGUCCCGGGCAAGCCCAGGCUCCACGAUGACCUCCUCCUACAAGAGGACCGUCAAUAUGCCGGCAGCCAGAGCGUACAGCUCCACACUCCUCAGCUCCGCCGACAGCGUUGAUUUCAAUCAAACGAACGGAGACUACAAGCGCUCCAACGAGAAAGAGCAGCUCCAGGGGCUCAACGACCGCUUCGCCGGUUACAUCGACAAGGUGCACUACCUGGAGCAGCAGAAUAGCCAGAUUGAGGAGGAGAUCCAGACGCUGCGGCAGAAGCAGGUGUCGCAAUCCCAGCUAGGGGAUUUAUACGACCAGGAACUCCAGGAGCUGCGCUCCAUGCUGGAGCAGAUUCACCACGAUAAAGCGCAGAUCCAGCUCGACACGGACCACGUCGAGGAUGACAUCCAGAGAAUUAGGGACCGCUUUGAUGAGGAAGCCCGCAUCAGGGAUGAGACGGAAGGCAUCAUCCGGGCGUUGAAAAAAGAUAUGACCGACUCUGAUUUGGUGAAGUCAGAGUUGGAGAAGAAAGUUCAGUCACUGCAUGACGAGAUUGCCUUUAUCCGCAACAACCACGAGGAAGAGGUGAGCGACCUGUUCGCCCAGGUGCAGGCGUCGCAGGUGACCAUGGAGAGGAAAGACAUCCAGAAGACGGACAUCACCGAGGCGCUCCGGGAGAUCCGCACCCAGCUCGAGGGCCACUCCAACCAGAACCUGCAGCAGGUGGAGGACUGGUUCAUGUGCCGCUAUUCCAAGCUCACUGAUGCUGCGGAACAAAACAAAGAUGCAAUCAAGUCCGCCCGUGAUGAGAUAGCAGACUACCGCCGCCAGCUUCAGUCCAAGACCGUGGAGUUAGAGUCCGUCCGUGGAACCAGGGAGUCACUGGAAAGGCAGCUGAAUGACAUCGAGGACCGACACAACANUGAAUGUUGUUCUCUGCAGGAGACCAUCCACCAGCUGGAUAAUGAGCUCAAGGGCACGAAGUGGGAGAUGGCGCGCCAUCUGCGUGAGUACCAGGACCUGCUCAAUGUCAAGAUGGCCCUCGACAUUGAGAUUGCUGCAUACAGGAAACUCCUAGAAGGUGAAGAGACCCACUUUAGCACUUUCCCUUACCGCCACACCGUCACCUCCUCUAAGAAGUCCAAGUAUGAGCCUCCCAAACUGAAAGUUCAGCAUAAGUUUGUAGAGGAGAUCAUCGAGGAGACCAGGGUAGAGGAUGAGAAGGAUGAGAUGGCCCAGGCCCUGGAUAAGAUGGCCCAGGAGUUUUCUGCUUCUCUGGGGGCAGAGGCAACAGAUGACGGAGAGGAUGAGGGAGAAGAGGGAGGAGAAGAAGCAGAGGGAGAAGAGGGAGAAGGGGGAGAGGGUGAAUCAGAAGAGGUUGUAGCCUCCACUGAAGCCCAAGUUAGCUCCAGCACACCUGCUGAGGAGGAAGAGGAGGACAAAGAAGGUGGCGAUGAAGAGGAAAUGGGAGAAAAAGAAGAAGAGGGUGAGAAAGGAGAAGAGGGUGAGGAUGAGGGUGAGAAGGGAGAUGAUGCAGAAGGUGGUGAUGAGGGAGAAGGAGAGGGGGAAUUAGAGGAGACAGUCCUGCGCUCUAAAGCCCCAGAAUCAAAGGCCUCUCCUGACAAAGAGAAGGCUGGAGAGAAGGAGGGAAGCGGAGGAGAAGAGGAGACAGGAGAGGGAGAGGGAGAAGUGAAGGGUGAUGAUCAAGAUGAAGAUGCAGGUAGUGACAAAGGAUCCAAAGAUGGAGAUGAUGAGGAAGAUGAGAAGAAAGGAAAGGAUGAGAAAGAAGACGAAACGGAUGAGAAGGCAGCUGUAGCCAAGACAGAGGCUCCCAAAACAGAAUCCCCCAAGAGUGAGGCCCCAAAAGUUGAGGUCCAGAAAUCUGAGGCCCCAAAGCCCUCCAAGCCAGACUCCCUAAAAGCUGAAUCCCCAAAGGCUGGGUCUCCCAAGUCUGAGUCACCAAAAGCUGGAUCCCCCAAAAAUGAAUCCCCCAAAGCUGUAACCCCCAAAUCUGAAUCUCCAAAACCUGGCUCCCCCAAAUCUGAAUCCCCAAAACCUGCUGAAUCCCCCAAAUCUGAAUCCCCAAAACCUGCUGGAUCCCCUAAAUCUGAAUCCCCAAAACCUGCUGGAUCCCCUAAAUCUGAAUCCCCAAAACCUGCUGGAUCCCCUAAAUCUGAAUCCCCAAAACUUGCUGGAUCCCCUAAAUCUGAAUCCCCAAAACCUGCUGGAUCCCCUAAAUCUGAAUCCCCAAAACCUGCUGGAUCCCCUACUUCUGAAUCUCCAAAACCUGCUGGAUCCCCUAAAUCUGAAUCCCCAAAACCUGCUGGAUCCCCUACUUCUGAAUCCCCAAAACCUGCUGGAUCCCCUAAAUCUGAAUCCCCAAAACCUGCUGGCUCCCCCAAAUCUGAAUCCCCAAAACUUACAGGCUCCCCCAAAUCUGAAUCCCCAAAACCUACAGGCUCCCCCAAAUCGGAAUCCCCCAAAUUAGGAUCCCCCAAAGCAGAGUCCCCUAAGGGUGAGGCCCCCAAACUAGAAGCUCCAAAGUCAGAGGCCCCCAUGGCUGCAGAAGAGAAAGUAGACAAAAAGAGUGUUUCAGAGGAAGAGAAGAAGGUAGAAAAGAAAGACGCAGCCAUGAACGGAGAUGUGGAGAAGACUGCCCCAGAGGACAAGGACAAGAAGGAUGAGGGUGGGAAAGAGGCAGAGGAGAAGGAUGUUAUCUCAAAUGGAGUGGACGAGAGCCCCACUAAAGAUGACCCCGACCAGAAAGAUGAUCCAAAGGACCAGAAGGUGGUCAUCACCAAAACGGUGGAGACCAUCACCACUGGAGAGGACGGGGCCAAGCAUGUCACCAAAUCGGUCACUGUCACCGAGACUGUGAAGGAGUCUGAGGAUGUGAUGCAGGAGAAGACAGUCUCCAGCAAGAAGAUGGAGAAACACUCUUCCCAGUCCGUCAAGGUGGUGACUGAAACUGAGUAACUGCGCCCCAUCCAACCCACUCAGGAGGAACAAAGACGACACGACAACAAGCAAUCAACCCAGAACUAACAUAACAAAGAAAUCAUAGAGCCAGAGCGAUGUAAUAAAGAUAACCACUCUCAAACAUACAGAAAAGCAACGAGAGAAGCCAUAUGAUGUGACAAAGCUAAAGUUUAAAAAAUGCAUGUUGAGAGAAAGCUUUAAAUGGGUUUUGCUGCAGAUUAUAUCAGGAAAAUGUGGUAGUGGGACAGAUUAUUAAUUGUCUUUAUUUUCCCCUGCAGUUCACGGGAGGGCUCACGGGUGGGAGCGUCUGCAUGCUAGCUCAGGGAGGGAGUCCCCUCCGCUCUAACCUGUAUGUAUGGAUGGAAGGGUUACAGUUUAGAUGCAUACUGUAUGUGGGUGGGAGAGUGAUAGAAAUGUAUGUUAAUUCAAAUGUUAAUUCAAAAGGGGUGCCUGGGUUGGUGGGUCCACUUUAGAGAUCCAUGUUCAAAAGGACUAGCCUUUUUAUGUGAAGAUACCAACUGAGCCAAAAAUACAAUCGUCUACAACACAAUAUAGUGAAGAAUGAGAAAGACGAUGGUGCAAUGUACUGAUGAUCAUAAACAUACAGUACCCGAAGCAACUAAAGCAUAAAGAACCUUGAAGAAACUCUGAGCCUUAAACAUGCUUUUUAUCAGUAUCUAUUAUGUUUACCUAAUGAGUGCAAUUGAAAAUAAAUAUGUAAAUGCGCACACAUACAUUCUUGUAUGCAUAGGAUGGACUUGAAUUUAAAUAGCGAACAUAAAUGAGGUGCUACAGUUUGCAAUCCCAUGUCUUUACUCAUCAUGAACUAUUUCCCAGCAGCAUUUGCUCAAUAAAUGUCAUACUGAAAUACAAA
Molecule: messenger RNA, 4058 nt
Organism: Salvelinus sp. IW2-2015
Lineage: Eukaryota; Metazoa; Chordata; Actinopteri; Salmoniformes; Salmonidae
Product: neurofilament medium polypeptide
Biological process (GO): neurofilament bundle assembly
Cellular component (GO): cytoplasm; axon; postsynaptic intermediate filament cytoskeleton
Molecular function (GO): structural constituent of cytoskeleton
Source: RefSeq, a predicted model, not a curated record